This is a messenger RNA of Pecten maximus, 946 nucleotides long. RefSeq lists its product as uncharacterized. The record is from RefSeq and is a predicted model, not a curated record. The coding region runs from base 52 to 501 and encodes 149 amino acids. NCBI's taxonomy places the organism in Eukaryota, Metazoa, Mollusca, Bivalvia, Pectinida, Pectinidae. The transcript is spliced from 3 exons.
GAGUUGAUAUAAGACAAUGCUUAAAUUUAGAGGAUAGAAGCAUGGUGGAGUAUGUUGAGGCGGCGCCAAACUCAUUCAUGGAUCGCUAUGCUGAAGGACUUCGAGGCAUUGGGCAACUUUCACCGGGGAAAUGUCAAUGAAAUAUAUUGCCUUAGAUAUUGCCUAAUGCCUUUGAUCCAAAGAGAAUUGGACAACAUUCGAGAUGAAUGGAAUAGUCAUCUAUUGUCGUACAGUCGACAAGCAUCAUGUCCAAAUGGUCGUCCGGAUGUUUUAUAUACCCUUUGUGAAGACACAGGUGGCAAGCAAUGUUUGCAGUCAGUCGAUGAAGAUGACGUAGAAUGGGCGAUAACUGAGUGCCAGUUUCCGUCGCGAAGUGGAUCGUUUGAAUUUGAUGAUCAUGCAAUGAACUCUUUUGAGGAAAACAACGAACAUGAUGCGUUCACUUGGACUGAGGCAAUCGAUAAUUAUAACUCGCUAAGGAAUCGCAUAGGAGGGUUAUGAAGGCAAUUUGAUUUUGCCAGUUGAGAGAUGGGCGUCCGGUAUGAUAACUGACGGUGUGAAGACAUAUGUAUAUGACAGGACAAUGUCAUGAUAUUGUAACUUUCAAAUAGUUAAAUUCAAUAGCAGGAUUUCAUGUGAUAUGAUGUUUGUUUAAGAAAGUAAACAAAAGGAUGAUGAACAAAGAGAAAUUCAAAUUCAAAUAUGAUAGUGCUGUUUUUGAUUCAAGGUAAAAGAAAAUACUGAAGUUGAAGAGAAUAUUGUUUGAUUUUAUCCUUAAACAGUCAUAUCUUAUGCAAUAGACAUAUAUGUUUUAUGAAUCAGGUAACUAUUGUUAUAAAUGUCAAUAUUAUGAACCUAUUAAUAUUGUUCUUUCCAUUGUCGCUGAGAGUACAAGAUGCAUCACUGGCUAUUGUUCGAACUGCUAAUUAAACUAUAUCCUACUGAU